Spirometra erinaceieuropaei is the source of this 20316-nucleotide messenger RNA. NCBI's taxonomy places the organism in Eukaryota, Metazoa, Platyhelminthes, Cestoda, Diphyllobothriidea, Diphyllobothriidae. The record is from the annotation of a GenBank genome assembly.
AUGAGCCUUCUCGCAACAAACAAACCGCUUGUGGGCAAUCGAGAACAUGAACAAUUCAUUCUUCCACAUCUCAAUGGCCCGCCAAGUACGCCUUUCCUUCCAUUUGCCAUUGUUGACCUGCCGUAGUUCAACAACGCCAGCAAAUGUGGUCUGCGGGUUGUUGAGUCCUUUACGGUUCGCAGUUGAUUCUUCGCUACUUGUUGCACCUCAAACCUUGAAAAGCCAUUUACUGAAACAAGGAAGCAUAGAAUACACAAACAGUAAAAUGACGAAAGUCACCUGGUUUAUAUAUAGAUAUAUCAGCGAGGAGGGACGGCAGAGAAUGCGAGUAGUACAGUUUCAGGCUUAUUUUGCCUUCAUUCAGCCAACCAUAACCAUGACCAUCACCUGAGACCAGAAACACAAGAAUGCGCACAGACGCACCUGGCGCAGUUGAUCCACCACUGGGGGCUACCAGAUAGGUCAUAAGCACUUCAUCGAACUGAAGUUCGUCAGUGACUCGUCACCUGGCGUUCUCUGUCUCUGCAGAUCGGUUAUUUAUUCAAUAAGGAAUGGUCCCAGCUGCUGGUCAGGGUUAUGCUUGGCUGAAUGAAGGCAAAAUAAGCCCGAAACAGUACUGUAUCAACAUACACGCAUUCUCUGUCGUCCCUUCCCGCGAAGUAUUGAUACGAGCUAGACGGUGGGAGAAAUGUGCAAGUCGCGAAAGUCUUACGCGUAAGCAGUUAUCAUUUCUACACAGAUGUCGAUACCGGACGGUUUUGCUGAAUUCUGUCCAACUGAAACUUGUCAUAAGAUCUCAAGGAUAUCAAAUUGCAUCUCGUUAUGGUCGGAGCAUGCAGCGCGCAUUCAUAACUGAUGCUCAUUAUCGACCUCAGAAAUUCCGAACUUCUAAGUAGCAACAUAUGCAAUCCUUCCUUCACACUUAAUGGAGUCUAACUGAAACGAUUGCCCAUGUUUCUGACAUCGAACGACAGAUAAGAAGGACCAUUUUAGAGUAGAAGUGGGUGUCAAUUUCUCAGCAAGCUUGCUCAAAUCAGAAUUGUUCGACGAAGGUAGUAAAUCUGUCAUCAAGGACCCGUACAAUAAACGAAGAGAAUUUGCUUUCUAAAGGGAUGAAAUAUAAUCUUUCCAAUGCGAACUACCUGGAUUUUCUUGCAAACUUAGAGUCCAUCAUAUCAUCAGAUAGUCUUACGGAGGAUGAACGUUUCACAAUUCGAAAUAGCACUGAGUAUGCCUUAAAGAACCAAAAUUAUCUUUCAGUUCUAUCACACGAAGAAAUAAAGGCAUAAAAAACCUUAGAAAUUGACGAAAGCAUUAUCAUUCUCCCAGCAGAUAAAGCAGAUUCAACUACCAUUUGAACAAAGAAGACUACAAUGAAAACAUUCUGCCAUUGUUAGAGGAUAGGUCAACUUAUAAACCUCUUACCACAGAUAAUACCAAGGCAUAAAUUUCAUCUAUCGAUAAGGUUCUGGAGCGUCUUACAGGGAAGAGGCAAAUAUCAGGAGAUAUUGCUAAACCCCUGAGACAAAAUGAACCCACUAUCACUAAGAUUUGUGGGCUACCUAGAUUUCACAAACUCUAAGUACCACUGCGAUCUAUAGUAUAAUUAAUAGGUGCGCCCGAUUAUAAGAUACCGAAAUGGCUAUUCCACAAACUCCAUCCAUUGACACAAGAUUGUGAAACUUCAGUCGAGAAUCCCAUAGUUUAUAGAAAAACUACUAGGGCUCACAAUUACAGCUGAUGAGAUGAUGGUAUCCUUAGAGGUCAUCUUUCUCUUCACAUCCAUAUCGCUGCAUUUAGCAAGACAAUGAGAGAGGAACGCCACCAGCCCGAUGGCACGGACGUCCCUGUACCUGCUUUGCUUAAACUCUUGGACCUUUGUCUGGAGACGAAAUUCCCACUUGCACAUAAAUACAACCAACAGAUGAAGGCAGCUCCCACGGGAUCACCUAUCUCCGGUUUUCUUGCUAAAACCAUGAUGCAAAUAUUGGAAGUGAUGGCCCUACCGUUAGUUGAUCCCAAAUUAUAGGUGCCUUAUGCAGACGACACUUGUUUUCGUCAAAAGGAAUCACCUGGAAUUGCCCUACAAUGUUAUCAACUUAAUGCUACCAAGAAUCUCGUUUACGAUCAAGGAGGAGGUUGACAGCAAACUCCCCUUUCUUGACGUCCUCGUACAGCGAAUAACUGACGCGACAUUUCACAUAUCAGCUUAUUGCAAAGAAACUUCUGCGGACGGUGUUCUGCAUUACAAGAGCAAUCACCUUAUUGCUUACCAACGGUGGGCUGUUACCAGCCUACUUAGUCGAGCAAAAACACGCUGCUCAGACGACAAUAGUCACCAAGUAGAACUUAACUAUUUGUUCUGACUCUUUUCCCAGAAUGGAUGCUCCAGAUAUUUUGUACGCCAAUACAGGAGGCAACAGAAAUUAAAAGAAAAUGACAAGGAAUUAGCUUGUUCCGAACUCGCUGAAAGAAACCCGAAGAAACAUCAAAUACAAGGGGCGGACCAACCGACGACCACACUACGCAACCAGCUCGUACACCCUAAGCAUAGGGUUAGCUGUUUAGGUAGGAAGGAGGUCGUCUAAGAGAUGCCACGUGAUACAUGCAGUGCAGUCUACUGUGGUCAAACUGCAAAGUUGACCUCUACGCGCAUACGCGAACACCAACUGGCAGUCAGGAGGCGAGACCACUUGUCUCGAGUUGCCAUGCAUACACUGGAAAGGGGCCGUUAAUUUGCUUGGGUCAAAACGCGCACUGUUGGUGUCUGUCCAUCUUUAAAAGGCCGUGAAUUUUUGGAGGCCAUGUAUUCCGAUAAAUCAUGAAUUAACAGGCACAUUGAGCUAGACGCCGUUUACAAUAAUCUCAAGGAAAGCUGAAAGAGGCCAUAGCCAAUCAACGCGAGAUGCCAACCGAGGCCAUGAAUCAUUAGAAGGAAUAAAAAGACAGGAUAAAGAGCUCGUUGCUCAGUGGUUAGGGACGUCGGACUUCUAACCAGCAGGUCGCGGGAUCGAGCCCCAGAUGUUCCACACUUCUGCUUUGGGUGUGGCUGGCUGACGACGGCUAACAAGCCAGAAAUGGCCAUUCCAGUCCCCCUUAUCUUUGUCGGCAAUGCUAUUCUGUACAUAUGUAUGUGAAUAACGGUGGUUUCAUGCAUUCCGAGGUAAUAUAGUAAAAGAAGAAGUCUCGUCGGAAAAUCGAGAUGUGCUCAUGAAUUUUUAAGUCAGUUACCCUAGCCCGCCGUCCGACAAAAUGAACAGAUGGAAGAGGGAUAGGCGUUGAUGGAUUCAGUUAUGGUUCACUGUCGGAGGAGGUGCGGAAUCCGUUGUGCCUUACGGGCUGUCUCUCGAGCCCAACCAGCAGCCGCACAGCGGCGCAUGAUAUAAGCAAAAUGGUAUUACCGAUAAAGACAAGGGAAACUGGAAUGGUCCUUUCUGGCUAAUUAGCCGUCUUCAGCCAGUCAGUAGUAUAUUUAGGGUAAUAGACAAUGACCUUUAUGACCCCAUUGCAAAUGGCGCAUACAAUAUUAAUGUUAAUUGUGCAUCUUGCAAAACUUUUGCCAGUAGCAUAUUUGUUUACGGGAAAUGUUUUUACAGUGUGAAACUGCGAAAGGUGUGGCAGGCGGUCUUUUUUUCCAUGUACAUGCAGAAUUAUGUGCUAUCAGCACAAAGUGCAGUGUGUAGUUUGCUGGUGAACAUUUCAUUAAACGUGCAGGGAUGCGUUACAUGGGGACAAAAUCAGGAAAUAAAAUUUUGGCUGGCCGCAGAUAGUCCUGCAGUGAGAGUCGUCGUUUCUCAAAGAUCAAACGAUCCAGCUGUCUUUUGAAUGCAACCAUUGUAUCAGAUGUCACUGUUUCACUUGUGAGUGAGUCCCACGGUCGAAAAGCACGCUGGCUGAAAGAAAACUUCCGAUGGUGUAGGCGUGUACGCUCCCGCCUGACUUUGUUCGGAUGACCGCGCAGGUGACUCAUGGUCGUGAAGUCAAAGAAGUCUUCAAAUCUGAGCGAACAUUCAUGUCCGUGGAUAAUGCAAAAUGUUCAUAACAGGUCAUACCUCAUUCGUCUAUAGAAUAGGGGGAACAAGUUUAGCUGGAUCAGCCUUUCGGGUUACGGCAUAGUCCUGAGACCGUCCACCAGUUUUGUGGCCCGUCCUUGCACGUGCUCUAUGGCAUCACUGUCUUUCUUCAUUCAGGGCGUCCAUGUUGGCAUUCCGUAUUCCAAAUGCGGUCUGACGAACGUAUCAAAUAUCUGAGAAGAUUUCAGGAGGAAAGUCUGUGAAGGCACGCCUAAUCCGGUACAUGAUGCUGGUUGCCUUUUGGACGGCUCUUUUGCAGUGCUCGGAGGGCAGCAAGUUUGGACCUGUUCAGAUACCUAAGUCUUUGUGUGUGUCCACUUCUUCUAGUGGAACCCCAUUUAUGGUAUAAUCGUGUUUUGGGAAGCGCCUCCAACCAGAUUCUAGGCGUAAAACUACACAUUUGUCGCAUUAAACGCUAGAAGCUACUUGCUGGACCAUGCAGCCAACUUAUCAACAUCUUCAUGUAGUUUCUGCGAGUCCUCAACACAGCUGAUUGUUUUCCAGAUCUUUAUAGCAUCUGCAAACAUGAUGGCAUCGCAUUCAAGAUCUGCAGUACAGUCGUUUAUAUAGAUGAGGUAGAGGAGAGGACCCAAGACUGAACCCUGCAGAACGCCGCUUCUUACUGGCACGCAUUCGGAUGCAGUAGUACCAACAAUUACUCUUUGGGGCCUGCAUGACAGUAAACUUUAAUUUACUUAAAAGUGUUUCCCUGUAUUCCACAAUCCCAAAUAUUUUGUAAGAGUCGUCCGUGAGGAACGCUAUCAAACGCCUUUUUAAAGUCAAAGAAAAUGACUUCCACUUGACUGCCCUGGUCUAUGGCUUUUGUCCAUUUUUCCCGCGAGUAGACACUGCUCGUAAGACAUGAAUGACCGCGACGAAAUCCGUGCCGAGCAGCACACGAUAGGUCUCUCGGCUCCGGAUACGCCAUCAAAUGCCCCUUAGUAAGUCGUUCCAUGAUCUUGCACAAAAUGCAGGUUAAACCAAUGGAACGGUAAUUUUCGGACUCCAGCCUGGAUCCUCCUCUGUAGAUUGAAGAAAUAAGGACCGUUUUCCAUUCCUCCGGCAAUUCGCCUUCUUCCAUAAACUUCGGAAAUAUCAUGGACACCGGCUCACACAGUACGUCAGCCAAUUUUCGGAGGACAAGUGGAGGAAUUCUAUUUGGACCAGGUGAUUUAGCAGGCUUCAGCCGGCCUAGUUCGGUCCUUGCUAACGUGGGCGAGAAGUAAAGAUUGUCACCUAAUGCAGGAGAUGAAAGAUGUUGUUGUUGGUCUGGGUAAGACAUAGAAGGAGGAUUUGUGUCACGUGUUGAGCGGCGGCUAAGUGUGUAUCCGCCAUAGACUCGCUCAUGUUUGGAUUCAUGUUUAACCUGGGUUCGCGUUUGCCCAUUCGUUCACUGAGCUGCGCCCGAAGGGCUUGAUAGGCUGCGGGAAGAGCCACACAACGGUUGGUGGAAGUUUUGCCCAUGUUGCAGGCCUCGAUUGUUUGCCUGACUAUGCAGACGUUUCCUCGGCCCAGAAUUUCGGCAUUCCGGAAUGCGAACGUGUGUCCGGAACCGGCGCAUUGUUCUGCCACCAGAGACAAAUGGUCCAUCCUUACUGCCCUCAUGUGCUCUCAAACACUGGUCUGUAGUUGUUUGCCGGUCUCCCCGAUGUGGUUAACUUCUCAGGAGUUACACUGAAUCCGGUAGAUGACGUUCAUGGUUUCACCUCAUGGCAGAGGGGCCUUAGGUCUCAUGACCAAAUGUCGAAUUGUUGACUCCGGUCGGUGAGCGAUGCCGAUCCCCAGCGGCAUUAAGAGGCUGGAGAUCGCCUCAGAAACGCUGUCGAUGUAUGGAAGCGCCCGCCACAUUUUUGGCCGUUCUCUCACCAAAAAUCGGUUUUGUCUGGCCUGCCUGCCGCUUUCGAUGACGUUGCGAGGAUACCCGUUGACAAUGAAGAGGCGCUGGAUUUAGCGUAGUUCUGACCUGUCGUCCGGCUCGCUGCAGUGUGUUUCUGCCCUUCUAUAGAGUGUUCGCACACAGCUGCGUUUGUGACAACGGGUGCUUACUGUGGUAACUCAGGAUUUGGCCUUCCUAUAUGCAGCCGUUUCUAAAUGCCCAUUGGGUUUUCGAUGGACGAGAACGUCCAGGAACGGCAGUUGGUUGUUGAUUUCCGCCUCCAUUGUGUAUGGGAUGUCAGGGAAAACAGAGUUGAGCGGCUACUUAUGUAUUAUAUGUGGUAUGUGCCCUAUGACACAGCGUUCCUUCUCGCCAUUAGCAAUUUGGCAGGCGGACAGAAUGGGAUCAAGUGAGAUCCUAACCACAACAGUGAGGGUCACACGCCUACUUGACACGCUUAUAUACCUCACUUCAUAUGGCCUAUGACGUACUGAUCAUCGGUAACGACCGUGAAAGAGCUGUCUGCGUCUGGCUGACUGAUCUGCGAUCGAGUGAGAUCCUAACGACAACAGUGAGGGUCAUCCGCCUACAUGACAUGCAUAUAUGGUACCUGGUAGAUGGGCGCUCACUGAUCGGGUUAUGGCACGUCCUCUUCUACCACGUCUGAGGACGACUUGGGGAACCGGUGUCGAUAAUUUGCGGAAUUAAGUUUAUUAAAUUCCCCAAAGGGCUUAUUGCUUUUUAAUAUGUCUGUAGUAAAUAACUCAACUGGGGUUUUGCAGUAAGUCGCGGAAAGAGCAAACGUUUAUAUGAGCAUAGACGUGUACUCGAGGUUCUCACGUGCGUGCUGUCACUUGGUGAAUGCAUUGUAAAAAUAUAAAGCUACUGAAAAGGUUUGGGUAGCGUAUCUUUGUGAUAUUAAUUGCAAUGAAGUGCUUUGUUUAUUCUUGACGGAGACACGGUCGCUGUGACAAGAGCUUCAUUCGCCUGACGUUUCGGAUUCCUGCUCGAACCCAGCAUCAGAGACAAAGGCGGAUACGGGUUGUUCAUGCACAAGGGGCUGCAGUAUUUAUAGGAUUCAGUCGCCAUGCCACCGUGGCUCCCCCCCCUCACCAGGGGGUCGUUGCACUUGGUGUGAUGAUUGUAUGAUGGUCGAUAUUCGCACCGCUAAUUGCUGCAAUUUCAUCACGUGUUUUCGAUGUUGGUGUGAUGAUUGCUCAACCAUCUGAUCCACCGACCCUGGCGUUGGGAACAGUGUUCACCUGUGCGCCCCCCCCCCCGCGUGUCUAAUUACUCUGCCUAGGCGAAGUCUCAGCAUCAAAUAUGGAAGGGGAAGGUCGUUGCACCUGUUGAGGGACUGGAGACCAGUGAACCAUGUUUAUUCCUCGCGUACGCCUGCGCCCUAGCCAGUUUGCGUAUUUUUCAGUGGUGAUUUUAGAUUACUUGCACAUGUUGUAUGAUUCACCUUACUUAGCAGCGCAGGUACUAGCUAAAAGCAGAUUUUCUCAUGCUGCAUAACACCCGCGGUGUCCGACUCAUCAGCCGGCCCUCCAGCGUUACCCCUGUGCUUUAUGGUAGAUGCUCCAGUUCUGAAAUUUCGGCUUUUUAUCUCCUUAGAAUUUAUUGUACCUGUGCUGUCGGCAUAGUGAAUCAUUCAACACUUGUAUACUGCUGACUACGCGGUGGCACCCUUUGAAUUAUUACGCUGUUAUCCCUCUGUGGCGGAUUGGAUUUCUUCUUAAGUAUGCAUAUCAACUUUCGGGCCGUGUCUAACAUUGGAAGAAGUAUGACCUACAACACUUUGACGCCACCAUACGUGUUGCGUCUGUGGAUUCCUUUUCGGCCGUGUAGUAGUGGCCUUGUAUUUUGCAUCUGGAAAUCUUUCAGCAGACGAAAUUUUGCUAAGGAACUAUGCUUCAUCCUCACUGAACAAAAUCUUCCUUCAUCGCAUGUUUGAUAUCCCUGAAGUUUAACUGGGCAUUUUCUCUCCUUUUCUUAAUGGCUUUGUUAUCGUCCUGAAUAUUUCUCUCAAGGAUCUUCUAGGCGUGUUCUUACUAAACAGCCACAUCAGCGUUGUUGCAUUAUGCUCGUAAACAUGCACGCAUAGCCUGUCCUACAAAGACUCUCGCGGAUUUGCCUAUCAGCAUAGCUUUAGCGCAUGUCUGAGCUACUCAGAUCGCUCCUGCCCGGUUUGGAAUUUGGCCAAAACCGUUCCUGUGUUCGGACUCCCGUUAGCGCUCACCAUCGGCCAACUUUGCAUUUCCUCAACAAGGGCUGUCUUCCCAGCUGUCUCUGACUUCAUGCUUUUGAGGACACUUUUAUCCUGCAUUCUAUUAGCAUUUUUAUCCGUUAAAGGCCGUCUUUGGUUCAGCACCACCUAUCAGAUAAUUUUUUUAUUGUAUGGAGAAGGGCUGCCGGAGAACGGAUUCUUUAGUGACUGCACUUUUAAACAAGCCGCUGUCGAUUUACCAUUGUGAUCAUUCCCCAACGGCUUGGGACGACAGCUUGACCUUUUCUGUGUUGAAGAGCGAACCGUCCGAACAGGAAUUUAUCCAGCAUAAUAUUAUAAUGCAUUUAAUUCAGUCUAGAUCUGGUCUACCCCUCUGUUUAUAUAGCUCCCAGAUUGUCUAUGACUCAUAAGUAGAGUUUUUUUUUACAGCUGUGCUGACAUUCGCCAUUACUGAUUCGGUGUACUGCAUUCCUUAUCGACCGCCUUGCAAAUGCUCAUCCUGUACUGCAUUUGGUUGGCGGCAGAUUCCAGGUCCGAAUUGAGAUGGCUGCCACGCCAGUUGCGCAGACCAAGGGCAUCAGGGCUGAAGGUGUGCUCAAGAUCGGCUUUCACCGGAUUCACCUACGUAUUCAGUCGAUCGUCUCGACUUCAUCCUCUGCCAAAUAUGGGUUCAAUGGAGCUCAUCUGCAGGAGAUUUUGGUUCAUCUCGGCGUCUUCAGCUGCCCAGUCAUCUCAACCGGUGAGUAGGCCGCUUAUCGCUAAAGUUACCAUAGGUUUAAACGUCGCAAUCAGGCAUUAAAGUCCCUACUCGGUUUUUACUUGCAGCGAAGUCCUUUCUAAAAACAAUGUAGUUCGGUUCGACUGUACGUUGAAAUUUCCAUAGCUGUCUGAUCAUCUGGAAUAGUAUUGACUCAGCUUUCGCCGGGCCUCGGUAUUUUUGGCGACCUUUUUUGAUGUUUUCGCGCCGUUUCCCAAAAUAUCGACAGCCGUGGCAAAAAGUAUGAAUCAGCAACCAUGUUCACUGCAAAAAAAUCUCGCGAGUGGUAUAUACCCCUCAUUAACCACAUUCCAUUAUAGCUCUGUUAUAUUUAGACAUUUUAACUACACUCUCCACUACUUUCAUGUUUCUUAGAUGCAAGAACAUCAUUUUCUUUGGAAUUGAUGACUUUGAUAAUUCUAUUUUCCGUAAAUUGGUCCAGUUUUAUGCCAAAGAACUUUGUCAUUGUGUUAUCUUGGACAAAUCGCGUGAAGAGCCUGUUUAAAAAAUGGAUUCGAACAGCCGUUACAGUCCUCAUAAGACACUUUGGGUCUACACUUUUUAGAGUAGAAGCUGAAUUUGGAGGAAAAUAUGUUAUACUUUAAAAAGCCAUAUGAAAAGCCUUCGUUUUUAUUCUAAUAAAGUCGUUUUACCGCCUCGGCCGAAACGUUUCUCUCCACCUUUAUCGCCCUAUUUUACUUUCGGGUGCCUACUUCUGUUGGUCACACAUUUCUUUCUUCCCGUAAUGUGUAAAAUAAUAGUCGGGACUGGGACUGUCUAUGUAUGAAGUAUGGCCCUCUACUCGCUCCCACCCUCUUCAGGCCCAUUCUCUACCGUAAAGAAGGCCCGUAAUCAGCAUCACAUACGAGACAGAGAGCCGUCUUUUUAAUAACCGGUUCAUGCAGGCACCAACGCUUUAAUCCUGGGCUACUGUUUACGAUCUGCUCUUCACGGUCAAUUACGCGCUCAACACCGCGACAGAAACAGACAUGCAACGGAGCGUAGACCUCUCCGCCUCCGGCUGCGCCAACUUUGGCCUGACCAUCAACGCGAGCAAAACAGUGGUCAUGCAUCGACCGCCUCUGAACUUUGCAUACAGUGUUCGUCGAUUCUACGUCAACGACACCCAACUGAAAACCGUGGACAAAUUGGCCUACUUAGGCAACCAAUUCUCUGGUGGGAUGCAGAACUCCGUAUAGAUUCGCCACGGUCUCCAUCCUAAUACCAAACUGAAGAUAUACAAAGCAGCCAUCUUGACGACGCAGCCGAAUGGAUCUCAAACCUAAGUAGUCCACAAAGAAUUAGCGCGGAAACUCAAUCAUUUCCACUUAAGCUCUCUCCGCCGGAUACUAAUUCUAAGGUGACAGGACAGGAUCCUGGCACGGGAGCUUUGGAACAGGCAGGGAUCCUCGGCAUCAUGAAGAAGAAGACACGAUCGCCAGCAUCCACUCCAUGCUGAGCCAACUGUAAUUGUGAUGGAGCAGCAACCUUGUGAAGAUGUACGAUGGGUGACUACCACACGAACUCUUCUACGAGGAUGUCGCUAUGGGCACUCGCCAACAAGGGGGUCAGGCGCCCAACUACAAGAACACCUCAAUGUAUUUUUUUGAGCGCUUGCAGAUCAACCCUAAGACUUACAAAGACCUCGCACAGGACCGAUCUGCACACAAAUAAUCACCCAAGCGUUACUUGACCUGAUGGGAUGCCACACCCACGGCUGAUUUAGGGACGCCGUUCAAUUCCUCCGCUACCUUUUCUGUAGAAAAAUCCAGAACGGAGCUUCGGCCUGGACAUUUUUCUGCGUAUUUUCAUCGAGUAGACACGAAGUCUGGGCGAAAGGUGCCUCUGAGACAUGUCUUCAAAACUCGGUUCAUGUCCAAAGCCAGAUAUUUUCUUCUAAACCAGGAUAGGAUCACCUCUUUACUGCCUGUUACCCUGGAAAUAGAUUAAGGCACUUCAGUCUUUCCAUGCGUAAUUGAUCUUUCAAGCCCUUCAACAGCUCUGAUGCAGGGAGUUGUACAUUUUCAAGGCAUUUAUGGUCUUUUGAUAGUCAAAGCCGCCACGUUUGUACGCCAUAUUCAAGAUGGUGACGAACAAGGGCUCUGUAAACUUCCCCAAAAUGUCUUAGUCAAAGGUUAUAAAAGCCACUUUAAUCGCGUGGAGUACUCCCAUGGCGUUUUUUGUAGCCUUGGUGCACUGCAGUGCUGGUCUCAUGUUGCUUUGUAUCCAAACAUCAAGAUCUUUCUCCGAAAAUUCUGCGGGAAGAGUAAUUUGAUUCAGGUGGUGCACCAUCAUGCUGUGAUUUAAAUGACAGUUGGUUGGACGCAGAUGAAGGACGACGCUCUUCUGCGCAUUGAGAUACAGAAGCCAUUUCUCAGACUACGUUUGUAGUCUGUGCAGAUUUUUUUGAAGGGUCCUUAAUGACUUGCCAGGGCCUAACGUCGUUGAAGAACGCUGUUUUACCGCAGUCUAGUUCCUGAAGGUCCGAGAGCUGAGUCUUAAGGCACACCAUUUGUCGCGUUCACCCAGUCAGAGACAUCAUCUCCGAUACAGAUACGCCGUUUUCAACUAACCACAAACGCUCCUAACCAGCUUUGAGAAUUUUCCUCGAUAUCAGGGGCGCUUAAUUUAUGAAGAUCUUGGUUUGGGACAGUAUCUAUGCAUUUUUGGCGAUUUACGUACACGACAUCGACCUUGAAGCCCUCUUCUAAGGCUUUCAUCCAGACCCCCAGACAAUUAAGCAGAUAGGACAGGUUGGCAGGUUUUCUCCGGGAUCCUUACUGAAAAAUCUGUAUGCAGUUGUUUUAUUCACAAAGUUGCUGUAUAACACUCCGAAUUAGAACUUCCAACGUUUCGCAUGAGACGUAAGUCAAGCUUAUGGCCUGGAGGUGUCUGCUGUUAUACUGCUACCACCCUAAUAUAAGGGAGUGAGGUCGGCUGCCCUUCACUGCGAAAGCAGCUUUCCUAUUCUUAUCGACACGUCGAAGAGAGUUUAAAGAGGUUUCUCCAACUCCGUCGGCAAUUUCUUAAGUAUCAGUCUGGGAAUCCCGUCGAAUCCAGUAGAUUUGUCUAGUUUAAUUUGAUUGAGAACACGUCCUACUCCUUCGACGGACGCUCUGUUUUCGAGACUGAGUAAAAUCCGAUUGUCCGGUAUCGCGCGAGCAUAAACAGAAAUAUCUUGUACGACAGGUGCCUGCAAACAAAGCAACGUUUGAGUUUUUCCUCUGCUGUGGGGUAUGUCAGUACUCCAAGAUAACUGACGAAUAUAAAGGCUGAACAGAUAUCUAUCUUGAUACAGUUGUGAUGCUACUUAUGGCAAUUGCAAUCAUUUGGUGGCCUAGUUAUAAAUGAAAUUUACAGCCCAAUGGCAGUGACAUCAAAAACACUGGUUAACGAGUCUCAGUGAAUACCUGAGUUCGCUAGAGUGUCGGGUGCUGUACUGGCCAUGGGAAGCGAUGCCGUUCGGAAGCCAGUUUUCUGUUAGUCGUGUGUCACCCCCCUCUCUUCCAUUUUCUGCUAGAAGUUCUUCAAAACACUCAGGGAUACGUGACUCGUAUUUUUGUAUUUAUCUAUGUAGUGCAUCUGCACCAUUAGAUUUUUUGUAGCUUUUGGAGAGGCCCUGUGCAUUUUUGACUAUAUUCGGAUUGAAUGACCUACCGAUCAUUUUGUAUUGCGGCACCUUGUACGCAGCUCUACAGUCUAAUACCGGUCGCUGGUAAGUCCUUUUGUUCCUAUAUGACUAUAACCGAAUUCAUGACUAUAGUUAGCCGACCUUCCCCCGCCAUGUUGACUUUCGUGGAUCAAUCUCCUCAGCUAAGAGCAAUGUAUAAUUUUCCAAGCGCUCAUUACCCUUGGCUUAGCCUGGCUGACUGUUUCUGUCAGUUAUUUCGAUCUUUCUAAUCCGCAAUCCCACUGUCCUGUUUCCUUCAGUAACUUGGGAAAAUCACUCCUUAGGCAUUUUUCUCAGAAACAAUGCCAAUUUGUAUUCCUUAGCACUUUCAAACUGUAUUUUAUGGAGCGCUUUCACAACUCUUGGAAAUGCUUCACUUCUCUUGAUUAGGGCUCCAGCUUUUUGUGUUGUGCCUGCUAUUGCGAGUAUGGCGUGGACAAGACGAUCUUUGUAACCAUAUUCUUAGUGGGGUCAUUACCAUCAAAAGUUAGAAGUUUCAUUAAAUCUUCUUGAAUACUUUUUUUAGUUAAGAUGCCAUAGAAUGUGUCCACUGUCUGUGUAGGCGUUACCACAGUUGGGUUUUCACCCGUUUGUUUAAAUAGGCGACGGCACUGUCCCUGACCUUGACAACAUCAGCGCCUUUUUCUAAGUGGUUUGCUUUUUCUGCGUGUGGUUAAUUCUGCCGGGUCGUCUGAGUGAGCAUAUUCGUUGACCUUUGUCUAUUUCCUUAUAGUAAUCAACUUUUCUUAAAAAUUCCUGCUACGAAAUUAUUUACUAUGGUGAUAUGAUUUAUAUCAUUUUAGUAACCAUUUCGGCUGUACGCCACCGAAGAAACCAAGAUUAGCCGAUGGGCUCAUUUGUUCAAAUUCUCAAUUUUAUGAAUAGUUUCUCUUUUCGUUCUGAUUUUAAUAUACGUUGCAUUUUGAUUUUUUGGCUCAUCUGAUUUUCAAAUAAGGUAUGAGACAAUGCCUUUCCGUCCAAAUUUCACACCUUUUGUGACAUCUUCCUGCCUACCCAUAUCCUCAGAAAUGCUAUUUAGAUUGCGCUUCGUCCGAACCCAUAUUUAACCUAUGUCAAUUGGAGCUCUGAUUUUGCAUCCGACCUUUACGUGAGCGACAUAAUACCUUUAUCGUGUAGGCUGCUAAUAGAGGUAUUUGGUCAUUGUUGCAUUAUUAGUUUGUGAACUGUGUCCAUUGGGACUCCCUACCUAACGCCUACAUCAAGACUUAUUAGUUACAUCUUUUACGAUUUUUAUAGCUCUACGUCGUCCUUUUUUAACGAGCUUUUGUAGCUUUCAGCUGGGACCAUUUUCAAAGUCGUAGUCCAUUUUUUGGAAAGCAUUGGACUUAGAAUUUUGAGAUUCGCCGUCUUUCGUUCCCUUACGUACUUUAUUUUCGUGGGAUUGUUCGAUGAACCUUAUUCGUGCUUUUAGGCAUAUGUAUCGGUUCUUGUUUUCCUCUUUUUUGUCGGAUUUUUAUUUUAGAUGAUGAGGGCCCUUUUUGGACUCUACAAACUCUUCCUUAUUUUGCGGGUAGUUGAGAAAAUCAAGACCAUUCUAGGCCUUACGUACACCAGUUAUCUGUUUCACACUGCCUUAGGUUUUCUAUCUUAACGAUGGCGAAUUUCGACAAUCUGCUAGUUUGUUCGGUCUGCUGAUAGAUUCCCGCGAACGCCACUCCACUAGUAGUAAUCUUAGUGGUUUAUUGCUUUAUUGUAGUCAUUAUUGUUGGACAACCAUACGAAUAUAAUGUGAUUGUACCUACGUCUGCAGUAAUAUGCCCCAUACACUGCUAGUGUCCUGUGUGUUUUGUAUUCCUCAGUUCGGUUAUCACUCACGCGACUUCGAUAACUUACGGGGACACCCAUGGUAACGGCGUGUAUGACUAUGUCGGAAAAACCCUACGGAGUAUUUACCUGUUCUAACAUCGGUAGGAGACGCUCACCGAUCGUUCUUACGGAACUCACCCGUUCCGUUGUGCCUCACGGGCUCUCUGUCGAGCCCAACUAGCGGCCGCACAAUGACGCAUGUUUUAACAUCCUCCCACCUUUUACAUCACUGUACUUUGUAACAUUUCGUACGUAAUCUAUUGUGCAUAUAGUAAACGAGCGUUGUUUACUGUUAUCUCAUGCCUUCCAGGACCAUACCACCGUCGUGAGCAGUGCACACCAUGCCGUUGUUAGAGGCAGGUUAUGGAGACCUGCCUGCGAAAUAUGUCAAUGGGCAGUCGUUCGAAAACAUGUGCAAAGUAUGGGACGUUCUAUAAAUUUCCUAACCAAAUCCACCUUUGUUGCCACCCUGGCAGCAGUUUGCAAGCUAUAGACCCUGUUUCUGGGUUGCAGAAUGUUGCUGCUGCAACUUUUUCUUGAGAAUUGCAUAGAAGUGGUCUCGUUCCACGACGUUGCGUUAUCAAACUGCUGUGUCUUGCUCGAGAUUCUAAUAUAACAACACUACGACCCAUGCGUGUGGUUUUGCGGUAAUAUCUGAAACAGGCCUAAUUAAUGUUUACUUUUACCGUCUGUUUUCAUUCACGGAGUCAUUCGCAAUUGGAGUCACGCGAUAGCCAGAUAAAAGGUGCCGAAAUCUUUGAGUGACUGAUUUAACCUGUGUUGGUGCUGUCGCAGAUCGUGACUUUCCACACGUAACGAUCUGCUACGGCGGACCAAGACAUCUUGGCCUUUCCUCCAGCGUCGGAGGCGGGAUGUCGAGGACUUCCUACUCGAUACCUUCAUGUGAUUAUUGGCGUCGGAUCGAGGGCAGCAACACUGAGCUCGCAGGACAGACUACAAGAAGCGUGCCCAAACAUUUUAGUCGGCUUUCUUGGAUAGCCCGAGGUAUUUCAGACAUGUCGAUGUAAGGAGUGCGGACUGUCUAAUCCUAGACGAAUCUAUUAAAUUUCGCUCGAAAUAUGGCUUUUAAGCGCCUCUAGUUGUUGUCUUUCUUUUCGAACCAAUGGCCAUUCAUAACCGUACGUCUUUAUAGCGAUAAGACUAUCGUGAACGACCCGUAUGCGCUUAGUGAUGCUAGCUGACAUGCUACAAGCAGCCUCAAUUGGGGAGACAGUGUUGUCCGUACUCUGUUAAUUUGCCGGCAAAUCCACUCCGAAGCAUUUCAGACUGUCUAAUACUGUUGGUUGACAUCCAUUUAUAUUAAGAACUUUCUUCCAGUCAGAAGCGCAGUUGGAAAAUACUUUGAUCUUUGCAUCGGUGAUGGGUAAAUAUACAUAUUUGGAGUCCUCACUCACCUCCGACACUUCAUUUUGUAGGUUGCCGUAACCUCGCGCAAGCAGAGUGAUUUUGUCAGUCUAAUCAAGAUCAAUCAACCGUCGCUCUACUGUAAAUUUUACACCAUAAAACAACGUUGUGCCACGUUGGGUGUCCUGUCAGUGUCAUAAUUUAUGUGAAUUAGCGUGGGAUACGCCCUCGUCGGGUGCCGAACAGGUUGAGAGAGAUUACCACAAACCAAAAUUCGCGCAUCGAUGGAGAAUUAAUAGGCCUGGAUUACAGUAUUACUUUUAUUAGAACUCUUUAGCUUUUGCACUCACGACGAACGGGACAGAACGCUCCGGUGAUGUCAACAACGCAGGUGGCCGUCGGUUGUAAGUAGUCAUAGUAGCGUUCUAUGAUGCGCCGCCGUAUAAAUACUUGGCCAGUCAACCGCAGGCUUGGGCGACAAAGGACUUAAAUUCGCACCGUUUCGCUUUCUGAAGGUGACAAACGAGUUGGGAUUGGCCGGCCCAUUAUACCCUGACUUUUCGGUAAUAACAGGCCGUCCGACUGCACUGUCUGAAAGCAUAGCGUUUUUCUUUACAAUGAACGUUUUUCCAAGUUCUGACAUUAUUAUGACAGGUACGUCGAAUGACCAUUUUCAGGACAUUCUUUUUCUGUUAGGUAGUCCUCCCGCAACCAAUUCCUACUUGUAUGGCCGAUGAUCGCAAAUUGACUCUGACCAAUCUUCAUGACUCUGAGGUCUCCAGUAGGCUCACUUUAAACUGCGGCGAUGAUAAACUUCUGACCUCAUCUGCCCAACAAAAAUGUGAUAAAGAACUUUAAUUAGGUUAUCACUCGUUCCUCUCUUAGCACCUAUCCGCGCAGUUAAAAGCCGCUUUCCCAAUGGUCCAUUUCUGCAAUAUUGAUCGUUACUUCGUUCAUAUUUUAGUCAUUAUGGACGUGACGAAGUUCCUGAAAAUAACUUAGUGCAGUUAAAAUUUCUUGGAUGUAGUUUACAUGUUUCAAAGCAUAAUCGAGGGAAGACAAUUCGACUAAUUCUGGUCUUAUACAAACACCCGGGAUUUGAGCAUUCGCUUUUACUACUACAAACUGCCUUGGAUUAGCCUUUACCCCUUCCCUUGGCGAAAUGUUGGCAGUGACUGGGGCUCAGUGUAGUCUAUUUCAUGGUGACUUCUCUUAUCAGUCAUUACACUCAACCUUAUCUUCAGCCGGUUUAACUCGCGCAGACCACUAUAAGGUGGAAUUCUGAGGAGAAUGUGAGGUCGGUCAAAUUCUGAUCUACUACCUAUCUGGCUCACUGUAAACUACCAAGAACACUUUGAAGCUACCAACGCUUGUGGCUGCGAAGGUUGCCAACUAACUGGAUAACUAAGACCUACUGAGGGCCAAGGAUCAGGCCGUAUUAUCCCCUUUAUGAUGGGAUCUUUAUGGCUUCUCUUACCUACGUGAAGCCCGAGACUCUUGUCUUCACAACGACCGCCAAGUGUAGAUUCAGUUGCAGGUUAAAUGCACUGACUAGCCAUGUUAGCCAUUGCGUUCAUACUCACCUCCAGUCUUUUUUGACUUUGUUGGGACGUUGCGGAUGUAAGGCGAAGAGAGAGCUAGGCAACGCGUAAGUCUACCUGCCUCCAAAAGUAUUCUCGUUCGCCAGUCGCGACUGCGCUCAGACCUCGUUACAGCCAAACCACUGUGCGUGUGUGUGGGACGUACGGGGUGUCUUCGGCACGACUCGCGUCACUGCGGUGCUAUCACUCCGAGUUCAUCGAUACGUUUGGAGAAUUUGUUCACAAUAAUUUUCCGAGGGUUCCUAUUAAACUCAUGAAUCAGCCUCACCUGGGGCUCCGCUGUGCUCUUCUCCAUGCAGCGGCUGCACCCCCGAUAGACAUUCUUAACCACUGAGUUACACCAGAUCAGGUUUGUGCCACGCCAAGUGGCAAUUCCUUUAUUGAUUCCAGUUCCCCUCACCCACCAAAAGUCACACGGGGAAGACCCAUAGACAACAUUCGCCUAAGGCGCAACCUGCCGUGCAAUUCGGCAGUCGCCCAGGGUGAAUAAGCCGCCCUUGUUAUGACAGCGCGGCUUAGCCCGCGCCAGGGGAGCAGUAUAGAAAAUAGGCGCUUGAAUUGCCGACAGCCAGUCAGUUGUCAAGCCGACCGUGGCCUGUGGAUGGUAAGCAUGCUGCGGAAACGCAAACCACUGUCUCGACCCACGUGCCUUUCCCGCCCGCCCGAGUUGCUCAACUCGGAAAGCCUUUCCACAGUUCUCUCACCCUUGGCUUGGUUUGGACGUCAGCAAAAUCACCCUUUUUCAACUUAUCAACGCGAAAAUCUCCCGUUGUCCUCUAUAACUCGAUUCCACUUUUCGUUGUCGGUCUUCUGAGUUUCGCGGUAGAACGGCUAAUCAAAUUUGGGCAGAUUUAUGAACCUAGACAGCCUGUGCUGUCAGGCUGAAGAACUCCUACUGGCCUUAGGACGAUUUUAUGUAGAUGGACUUUGAAAUCAGUCGAUUAAGAGCUUAUCCCUGGGAACAAACUUGAAAAGCUUGAAUUUUUGACUGUCGUUCAAAUGUGUCCUAGUUGUACUUUAUGCCCGGCAGAUUAAAAAUAGGGGUAUUACUUGCGAGGAUGUGACCACUUAUGAAUCCCUGCCGUCAGACUAGGAUCUCGAUCCAGAUUCGGUUGGUUCUUUUAGAGAGACGCCAUUUUGUGCCAGCCACCUAUUGACUCGCGAGAGCUGUCAGUCGAGUACUUGGUUCAACGCCUUAAUAAUAGGGCAUAAGAGCAUCAUUGGGACGCCUCCAAAAGUGUGAAGGUCUCCGAGUUAACUUUACUCUGCAACGGGACGUGGCAAACAUAAUUCACAUUACAAGUUAACAAAAAUCGGUCCUGUCGGAUGUAAUUAGCCACUACUCAAAGCCCGACUAUUUUGCAGCGGAAACUAACAGUCUUCCCCAGUUGGCUUAGAUGGCGGGUCUGCAUCAUCCAUCUAAUGCGGCAGGACUCUUAAGGUCUGUCUGAUAACCGUCUGGAAAGGAACUGCUGGUACCCUAGACAGGCAGCCGGACAUUCUAACUGAACUCAGACUAGUAAGUAUUUCAAGUGAAAAUGCCGAAGAGGACGGGUAGAGGUGACAUAGUUUGUGGGCGAAGGCAAAUUAACCAAAAACGGCUUCCUACGUGCUUGAACCAUCCAGUCUGCGAAUCGGAGGGUCGACCUCGCAGUCCCCAACCAAAACGCUUGGGUGCCCGUGCUUAGGUUUUUUCUUUUACGACAUCGGAUGUGAAGACCACACAUUCUUACGGCAGAACAACGACAGCUUUAUUCUCCUCCGGGUUGGACACAGGAAUGUCGACCGUCCCCAAUACCACAGAUGGCCUCGCGCCAAAUUCAAGGGAGGCUUUAUUCCCUUGUACUAACUUUAACCCUAACACUAACACUCAGACUAACUCUCAUAAUCAUAACCCUAAUCCUAACACGGACUCUAACUUUAACCAACCCCCUGGGAUUUAGGACAAGUCCACUGGUAAUGCGGCGGGUCGCUCUUCCCAUAUCCAGCCUUCCUGCGUCAAUAGCCGACAUAUUCAAGCGAUGUAGCAAUUCAUGCUCAUCAGAUUGCAGCCAGCAGUGUUAGCUGAGAUUGCUCUAUUCAAAUGCACAGCGCAAAGCAGGGCUGCAUAAAAUCAUCCAGUCUUACAUCGAGUCAGUUUUAAAUGUGACUGGCCAGUAUGCCGUAAGUUUGAUUGACGCAAGCCGAUUCACAUAAAACUCCCCGCUGAGAUAGUCAAGUGUUUAGGUUCUUUAGUUUCGUCUGAAAUCAGUGUAUGAACUUACAGUUAAGUGCUAGGAUACGGAUUUGAGAGUUCGGGCAUUAGUUUCGAUGUGAACAUUCCAGUUGCACGCCUGAAUACUCGAGUAGUGUUUACGUCGGCCAGACUGUCAGUAAAUGGUGUAACCGGGAGAAGGUGAGACUGCAGUAGACAUUAGUUGCCUGCUUGUUAUCCUCCGUCAGUCAUUAUUUAAUGUCAGGUGAAGACUUGAGAUUAGAAGUGGUCAUUCCAGUCGAUAGUGCCUCUUGCUGGUUGAUUUCUCUUUACCGCGCGACCACUCUUGUGGACUAGACCGAGAGCCUCGAGGCAGGACGGAGAACCAGCAUGCCCAUUUUCAUCGAAAAGUACAAGCCAGUGAACGCAGGUCUCAGAAGGAAGGGGUGCAACCAAUGCGCAUCUGCGUGGACGAUGAGGGCCACGCUAUGCAGCUGCUGUCCGUUAUUGUGCCUGCGGCCAUCACUGCUCUUGUCUCUAUUUCUUACCUAAAAAGCCGCCUUGUUUCCUCAUCGGUCCAUCUUCUGUUCGGUUACUUGAGUUUAAACCCGACCCCAUUGCCAUAAUUCCAACCCAAGAAGGCGAGUCGGUACUCCAGCUGUAGUGUUUUGUCUCCUUCAUCACCUCUUGUCUAUGCACUUCACAGGUCCCCGGUCACUUUGA